Messenger RNA from Stomoxys calcitrans (stable fly), 935 nucleotides. It is a transcript of the gene RpS6, whose product is annotated as small ribosomal subunit protein eS6. Gene Ontology annotation, molecular function: structural constituent of ribosome. The record is from RefSeq and is a predicted model, not a curated record. The transcript is spliced from 3 exons. Gene Ontology annotation, biological process: translation. Gene Ontology annotation, cellular component: ribosome. Lineage: Eukaryota; Metazoa; Arthropoda; Insecta; Diptera; Muscidae. Bases 76 to 822 code for a protein of 248 amino acids.
CAUCUGUCAUCUGUCUUUUUUGACAUCUUGCCUACUCCUUUCAGUUUGGUGUUCCUCCAAAUCAGACAUUAAAAAAUGAAGCUCAACGUUUCUUUUCCCGCUACGGGAUGCCAAAAACUGUUCGAAGUCGUCGAUGAACACAAAUUGCGUGUGUUCUAUGAGAAACGUAUGGGUCAAGUUGUUGAUGCCGAUAUCCUCGGCGAUGAAUGGAAAGGUUACAUGCUCCGCAUUGCCGGUGGUAACGACAAACAAGGUUUCCCCAUGAAACAGGGCGUCUUGAGUCAUGGCCGUGUUCGUUUGUUGCUGAAGAAGGGACACUCUUGCUACCGCCCUCGCCGCACUGGUGAACGUAAACGUAAAUCAGUCCGUGGCUGCAUCGUUGAUGCCAACAUGUCUGUCUUGGCUUUGGUCAUCGUCAAGAAGGGUGAAAAGGAUAUUGCCGGUCUUACCGACACUACCAUUCCCCGUCGCUUGGGUCCCAAGAGAGCCAGCAAAAUCCGCAAAUUGUACCAACUGUCCAAGGAAGACGAUGUUCGUCGUUUUGUUGUUCGUCGUCCUUUGCCUGCCAAGGACAACAAGAAAGAAACUUCCAAGGCCCCUAAAAUCCAACGCCUUAUCACUCCCGUUGUUUUGCAAAGGAAGCGCAGACGUGUUGCCUUGAAGAAGAAGCGUCAAACUUCCUCCAAGGAAGCCGCCGCCGAUUACGCCAAAUUGUUGGCCCAAAGAAAGAAGGAAAGCAAAGCCAAACGUGAAGAAGCCAGAAGACGUCGAUCUGCCUCCAUGCGCGAAUCAAAGAGUUCCAUCUCCAGCGACAAAAAGUAAACAAAACAUUGUUUUUUAACAUAAGGAUAACUAUUAUUCAUUUCGUGGAGUUUGCGAAAAGGGAAAAACCGUGAAAAAAAUAAAAUAUGUAAAAACUUGGUUUUUUAAGAAAA